This is a messenger RNA of Zeugodacus cucurbitae (melon fly), 2679 nucleotides long. Its product is annotated as protein toll-like. Gene Ontology annotation, molecular function: protein binding. The transcript is spliced from 2 exons. Lineage: Eukaryota; Metazoa; Arthropoda; Insecta; Diptera; Tephritidae. Bases 490 to 2535 code for a protein of 681 amino acids. The record is from RefSeq and is a predicted model, not a curated record.
GUUAGAAUCAUGACUAAGACGUAUGCCUAUAACCAGACCUAAUUCUGGCGAUGAACAUAUUGUUAUGGUUCUUCGUUGCAAUAUUUAUAUCGAAACAGUUCUUGGUAUUGUUUUUGAACAUGAUUUCCGUUCGUGCAAGAUAUGGAAUAUUUCAUGGGAAAUUUACUCGACGCAUAACCACAAAAACACGAUAUACAUGGUGUAUAAGCACUUUGGCAUUUCUAACUCUUAGCAAAUGUGCUCGUGUUUCUUAUUUUUAGUAUAGUCAUCGAUAAAGGAAAGUGGUAUAAAAAGCUAACUCAAUUUUUUGGAACUACAUAAGUAUGUGGCUUCGUGGCAACAGCAACACAUUAAAGAAAUUAAAUUGCUGCUUUGAUCGGCGCGCAAAAGCCUAAUACAGAGAUCCUAUUUGUAGUUAUAAGAAGUAAAAGGAAGUGUUACAUAAUAAAUAAACAACGGUGUAAAUACUGUAAAACUUUCGAACUAAAAAUGAACGCGUUAAAUUGUGCGCUCUUCAUAAUACUCAACACGCUGUCACAGUCUUAUUUAACGCCAACAACAAGCGCUUCACCACAAAUUGUAACAACAAUAACGCCAACUGUGAGCGCACAGCAACUGGACACUUCCGCUUGCAACGACGCGCGCUGUAAAUGCACCGAUAAUAAGGUUCAUUGUGUCAUGAAUGGCGUUACUAUAACAAUUCGGAAACAUUUUUUACGUACCAAUACCACACAGCUCUUUAUAAGUUGUGCGGCAAAUACAACUGUUCAGGAAAUAGAAGAAGCGCAGGUCGCUUACCGCUUUUGGCAUAAUGAGGUUGAAUUUGAAUUAGAGAAUUGUGCGAUAUUGCCGGAAAUAUUGAGGCGCGCAAAUAUUAACUACGCAGGUACUAUCAAAUUCGACGGCGCUUUAACUGUGCCUGCGAGCUUAUUACAGAAGGCGAUUGGCUUGCAACGGUUGCAGGUUCGUUUGAUAGUUAAAAGCAACGCAUUGGCCUUAUUGCCCUCACAAUUUUUUAACAACCAAAGCGCAUUGAAAGAACUUCAGUUAGAAAUAUAUUGCGAUCCUAAUGAGAUAACACUACCAUCGCAAAUAUUCCAUACGCUCUACGGGCUGGAGGUGAUUUCAGUGAACGCUAAUCAAUGGAAGGGCAUAUAUAACAAAACGGUGUUACGUAAUUUGACAGCGGAACACUUUCGUGAUACAUCGAAUUUGCGUAAAUUAGAUUUGGGAUGUAAUUACAUGCAAACAUUACCAAGUGAACUCUUUGUCACGCUCACCGAGUUAAAUGAAUUGACUUUAUCAAAGAAUGAUUUGUCGGCGCUGCCAAGUGGUUUACUGCGCGCACAGGUAAAACUGAUAAUUCUUGAUCUUUCCUUCAAUCAGUUGCAGGCGCUACCACCAGGCAUCUUUAAUUCGACCCCGUUUCUGUGGCAUCUUGAUUUGAGCAGCAACCAAUUUAGUGUGCCUACAAAUAUUAUUGCUGCUGUUCGGCCACUGCGCUAUCUCUAUCGACUCGAUUUGAGUUACAAUAACUUUACGCACAUUGCGGGUGCUGGUGAGUUUGAAAAUUAUACAUUACUCUCGCGUCAGCACAUUAGUAAAAUUAGUGCAACGCCGCCUUAUUUUCAACAGUAUUUGGAGCAGCUGUCGGAUAUAGUGUAUUUUCCUUUGCCAUACAAUAUGACUUUCAUCAAUUUAAGUUAUAACAAAAUCAAAACAAUGAAUUUAAGUGAGAAAAGUGAUGGACUGAAGUGUCCCUAUGAGCUCAAUUGCGAUAAAAAUGUAAUUAGGUUUAUAUACGCCUUAAGGUACUUACCAAAAAAUCAUGAUUGGUGUAGGCGUGAAAUAAAUAUAUACGGCAAUCCACUGCAGGCCAAGAACAAUAUUUGCGACUGGAUGCCAAGGAAUUGUCCCACCGCUUGCAAUUGCCAAUAUGACUCAGAAACCCUGCUCAUUAACUGCACAAACGCUCUUGUAGAGAGUCUUACGGAGUUACCGCGCCCAGAGCAGGUUUCUUUGACACAGAGUACACUUGAUAUUUCGCACAAUCUCUUUUUCGAAUUACCCCCGAAUGUGACCUUCGGUUAUGCCAAUGUAACGCGCUUGUAUGCGGCACACAAUCGACUAGAGAAUUUACAAAGCGCUCACUUGCCGCCGCAAUUGGAAGUGCUUGAUGUGCGCAACAAUAGUUUAGCGCGCUUGAGCGACAGUUUUAUACAAUACUUUCUCAAUGAGAGUGCCACUUUACAGCAGCUUUAUCUCUCUGAGAAUCCAUGGCUUUGCGACUGUGGCGCUAAGCAGUUGCUGAACGCCGUGCGCACGCAUCGUAACCGCAUACCCGAUGUAGAGCUCUUGGCUUGUGCUAAUCUAGAGAAUACGAGCUUGCUGCAAGCGCGCCACGAAGAUGUAUGUGUGCCUGAAUCAGUGCACUCGGCAUGGUUACUUUUCGGCAUUUCUCUGGUAAUUAUUGUGUUUAUUAGCCUAAUUGCGCUUUACUAUAAAUAUAAAUUGAAGCUUCGGAGGUUUAUGUAAUCGGCAAUGUGGAGCGGAAUACGUUGCGUGAACGAGAUGAAUAAUAUUUACAGGACUGUUAGGAAUAAUAAACUCGUUAUAAAUGAUGUAAAAACAUAUUAAAUUUAUAGCCAAUAUUUUCAAUAAAAGUUUGUUCAUUUUUAA